This is a messenger RNA of Propithecus coquereli (Coquerel's sifaka), 2696 nucleotides long. RefSeq names its product adenylate kinase 3 (gene AK3). The coding region runs from base 214 to 897 and encodes 227 amino acids. Gene Ontology annotation, molecular function: ATP binding; AMP kinase activity. Gene Ontology annotation, cellular component: mitochondrion; cytoplasm. The transcript has 5 exons. The record is from RefSeq and is a predicted model, not a curated record. Gene Ontology annotation, biological process: nucleobase-containing compound metabolic process. Lineage: Eukaryota; Metazoa; Chordata; Mammalia; Primates; Indriidae.
GCGCCGGGGUCGCCGCGGGCGGGCGCAGCAGCGGGGCUGGGCGCGGGCGGAGCAGACCCAGUGGCUGUCGCCUCACUUCCGGGAACGCCUGGACACUGCGGCCGCAGCCUGCUAGCAGCGCUGCCAGCCCGCCGGCCCGGGGCUGCGGAGCGGGUGAGCGCGCAGGCCAGGCCAAAGCUGCACUAUCGGCGCGGCGUGGGCCCGUCUGCGGCCAUGGGGGCGUCCGCGCGGCUCCUGCGCGCAAUCAUCAUGGGGGCCCCGGGCUCGGGCAAGGGCACUGUGUCGUCGCGCAUCACCCAACACUUCGAGCUGAAGCACCUCUCCAGCGGGGACCUGCUCCGAGACAACAUGCUGCGGGGCACAGAAAUUGGUGUGUUAGCCAAGGCUUUCAUUGACCAAGGGAAACUCAUCCCAGACGAUGUCAUGACUCGGCUGGCCCUUCAUGAGCUGAAAAAUCUCACCCAAUAUAGCUGGCUGUUGGAUGGUUUUCCAAGGACACUUCCACAGGCGGAAGCCCUAGAUAAAGCUUAUCAGAUAGACACAGUGAUUAACCUGAAUGUGCCCUUCGAGGUCAUUAAACAACGUCUCACUGCUCGCUGGAUUCAUCCAGCCAGUGGCCGAGUCUACAACAUUGAAUUCAACCCUCCCAAAACUGUGGGCAUUGACGAUGUGACUGGGGAGCCUCUCAUUCAGCGUGAGGAUGACCGACCAGAGACGGUUAUCAAGAGACUGAAGGCUUAUGAAGCCCAGACGAAGCCAGUCCUGGAAUAUUACCAGAAAAAAGGGGUGUUGGAAACAUUCUCCGGAACAGAAACCAACAAGAUUUGGCCCCACGUACAUGCUUUCCUGCAAACUAAAGUUCCAGAAACAAACCAGAAAGCCUCAGUUCCUCCGUGAGGAGAAAUGCGUGUAACUAGUAAGAUGAGCAAAACCUCCUUGUCCUUGCAUUUAGAAGCUUCUUUUCUUAAGACUCCAGCUUGUAUGAAUAUUCUUUUAAAAUUAUGUUACUUUUAUUUCUACUGAUUUUAUACUGGAUACUAAGGAUGUGCCAAAUGAGUCAGGUACUAGGAUUAAUUUUUUUGAAAUCACCUAGUAUGUUUUAUCUAGUUAUCUUCUAUGGAUGUGCACUUCAAAAAUACCAAAAUGUCUAAAGUUUUAUAACAUCUGUUAGAGCAAAAUUAAAAGAGCAAUUGGUAGUAAUGUAACCUUUUGUUCAGUAAGAAUAAACGGUUGACAAAAUUUCCAUAUUUUUCUGGAAAAGUUUAAAAAAUUACCUGUCAUUUGGGGAAAAUAUCUCUUCAAAGGUUUUUGCAUAGAUUGAUGCCAAAAAUGACAUUUCUAACAUGGUGGAACAUGGUUUUAUGAGAUACCAUAUCUAUAAAAUUCCAGAAAAAAAGCAACUGAAUUUACAGAUCUGUUGCAAGAUACAAAUAAGAAGUGUGUAAGGUAGGCAUGCUGUAUUUUGUUGUUAAACAUAUCUUCAGUUUACUCAGAAUUUCAAUUUGCUAUAAAAAUGUAUACAUUACCAUACAGGAAAAUAUUACUUUAAGAUGACUUGUUUUCUUUUCAAAAUAUGUAUGUAUUGAGGGAUAUGAUUUAUGGCAGAAAUUGACAUUACAAAUUCUUGGAUGAGCACCAAAGUUGAAUGAACUUUCAACAGAAAAUGUAAUUAAAGUCUUGUUUUUAGGUGUAACUCAGGUUAAGAAAUGCGUGUUUCAGGAUCUCCUUGCCAGUUUUUCUCUUUGAUCCAAACAUGUUCUGCCUUGAUAAAUCUAAGAUACAGUGAAAAAAAGGAAGGAAGGAGGGAAAGGAAGAAGAAAAGAAAAGACUGGCACUAUGUAAAAUGAGCAUACUUUGUCUUUAGGAAAUAGAAAGAGAUCAGGCAUGCCUGGGGAAUAUUCCCUUGGCAUAAAUAGCAAUCAUAAUUAGUAAACAGGUGUAGCAAUAAAAAGAAUGUAUAUGAUAGGGUAACAAAGACCAGGAGAGUAACUGAGUUUCCUGAAAGAGUUCUUUAUUCCCAAAGAAUUGGUAUCUGCUAGCUUUUACUGUCACCCUGUGUUAGGGAGAAAGAACUCUGCUGGCAAGUGUCAUGUGAGCAGCCAUUAUAAAUAUACAUCAUUUUCGAUUCCUUAGUGGGGCAAUAAGGAUGCCUGCUUAUGUACUGUGACCUGGAGGAGAAGUGGGGCAAUAUGGGAGAUGGAAGAAAAACCUAUGUCUUCCAUAAGAUAUUUACUCUUACUUGGUGCUAAAUCAAAUGAAACAAGCCCUGCACAUGCUGUUAUUAACUGCCUUUGAAAAUUUGGCCCAUUUUAUUCCAGGCACAUACAAAUGCCAGCAAAUAGUUCUUAUGUAUCCUGGGGGGAAAAAACUUAUUUUCCUUUUCCUUUGAUUUUUCAAAAAUUUACUGUUGAUCUUUCAAAAUGGACCAAGGCUUUUUAAAAGGAUUACAGUAAACAUUUCAUUCUUUAUAAAACUUUAUAUAAUGCCUUAUUUGAAUGUUAAUAUUAUGUAUUUUCUAAAAAUAUUGUGAACCACUAAACUUAUGAAUUAUCACUAGAUUAUCAGGCAUGCAUUAGUCUUUAUUAGAAUAAAAUGAAAUUUCUUAACUGAGGCUAUUACUUUCUCUUUGGUGCCUCACAGGGCCUACUCCAUCCCACCUUCCUUUCUGCUGUCCUGAUGUCUCACUGGCUUCUGAA